AUGGAGGGCGGAGGGAAGCAAUCGCGAUUGCUAGGUCGAUUGCUUGGCAAGCUGCGCGGCGAACACCGAACGCUGGACAAGAAUUUCUCAUUUUGUUCCACUGGUAUAAGUGAAACGGUGUGUUGUGCCAGCGGUACAGAGGAAGAAAUGGAUACUACCAGCACUCAGGCUUCCACCUCUAACACUACCAUUGACGAUGUGCAGUUUGCCGCAAAGCUAGACUUACGAUAUGGUGGUCAGUAUCUGACGCCAGAACAGCUUCCAGAGUUCUGUAACCAGUUGCAUCACCUCGUGGAAGUAAUACGAAAUAUACAGUCGUACGCCCAAGUCACUGGAGAAUAUCCCGCGGAACUAGAACGUCGCUUAGAACGCGAGGCCCGUGAAGUAGCGGCCUUAGCUGGGGAAGCUAAGAACGCUCGCGACGUUUGUGCACGUGUUACAACGCAGCGGAAUGCUUUACACCAGGAGCGCGGACAGCUUGUAGCGCAACUUGCGAAAUUGAGGGAAGUCGAAAUCCGCGAGCUGGAGAGUACCGUUCGUCAACAUGAUCGUAAGCUUUACAAAAAUUAUGAAGCUGUACGUGACUCCACUGAUGUCAGCGAUUUUGAACCACUCUUGGACGAAAUACGGACUAAACAAGCUGCUCUGGAAGGCUUGGAACGUUUAAUUGAAAACAAACGGAAGUCUAUUGCAACUCGCAAGCCGACACACGCUUUGCCUCUGCCAGCGCAUGAAGAUGGUCCACAUAGCUCGAGUCGCAAACGUCACGACAGCCGACGUUCAAAUAAGCGCAGGCGCAAGGACAUCCGCGAGCCGAGAUCGGUUCCGCUUUCUGGGGAACCUAGUGCGCAUGAGCCACAACAAGUGACCCUGUAUAUUCAAGGUUCCGCAAAUAGCUCCACCGGUUCCCGCCUCAGAACUGGAAGUGCGGCCGCCGUCACCUUGGGUUCCUUGGAACUUCCCCCUAGAGGCAGCGUCCGCGAUAUUCUCUUUUUCACCACCAACUCAACACUAUGA
Messenger RNA from Pieris macdunnoughi, 1017 nucleotides. NCBI's taxonomy places the organism in Eukaryota, Metazoa, Arthropoda, Insecta, Lepidoptera, Pieridae. The record is from the annotation of a GenBank genome assembly.